Molecule: messenger RNA, 756 nt
Organism: Elephantulus edwardii (Cape elephant shrew)
Lineage: Eukaryota; Metazoa; Chordata; Mammalia; Macroscelidea; Macroscelididae
Gene: IGFBPL1
Product: insulin-like growth factor binding protein-like 1
Exons: 5
Coding region: 1-756 (251 amino acids)
Biological process (GO): regulation of signal transduction; regulation of cell growth
Cellular component (GO): extracellular region
Molecular function (GO): insulin-like growth factor binding
Source: RefSeq, a predicted model, not a curated record
AUGCCUCGCUCUCCUGCGCUUUCCCCACUGCUACUUCUGCUGCUGCUACCGCCGCUGGCCGCAGGCCUUAGGCUUCACGGCGCGGGUGGCCGGCGCCCCGAGUGCGGUCCGUGCCGGCCGGAGCUCUGCCCAGCGCCCGCGCGCUGUCCGGCUCCCGCUAUCGCGGCGCGCGAUGAGUGCGGCUGCUGCGCGCUCUGCCUGGGCGCCACCGGGGCGGCGCCCGAGGGUACCGGGCUCUGCGUGUGCGCGCAGCGCGGCACCGUCUGCGGCUCGGAUGGCCGCUCUUACCCUAGCGUCUGCGCCCUGCAUCUGCGCGCCCGGCACAUGCCCCACGCGCAUCUCAGCCACCUGCACAAGGCGCGCGAUGGCCCGUGUGAGUUCGCUCCUGUGAUCGUCAUCCCACCCCGGAGUGCUCACAACGUCACCGGGGCACAAGUGUAUCUGUCCUGUGAGGUGCGGGCUGUGCCUGCUCCUGUUAUCACAUGGAGAAAGGUCACCCAGUCUCCCGAGGGCACACAGGUGCUGGAGGAGCUGCCUGGAGACCAUGUCAAUGUCGCUGUCCAGGUGCGAGGAGGCCCUUCUGAUCACGAGGCCACUUCCUGGGUUUUGAUCAAACCACUGAGAAAGGAAGAUGAAGGAGUGUACCAGUGUCAUGCAGCCAACACAGUUGGGGAGACCCAGUCCCAGGGCACGGUGACAGUCACACAAUACAGUAAGUAUCUACAGCAACCUCCCUUUCCUCCUCCCAGCUCCUGA